AUGGAGUCAGGCUCAGUAUCAUCUGGAGAAAAGAAAUUCCUAGCAUUCUUGAUUGAUUACAUCGUUGAAACAAAUCCAGGAGAUCUUUACACAAAUAUCAGUAAACUGUCUCAACAUAUGUUGGACAAUAUGCCUGCUAAGUGCGAAGAAAACUUGUAUAGAAAACAAUACGGUAACUUGAAAGAUUGCUGCCUCUAGGGUAAAGGCAUCAUGCAAGUGCUAAAUCUUGAUGGAACAUGCUUCAGAAUGAAAAAGCAUCAAGAGGUAGUGAAGGCAUAUGAAAACGGUGUAUUGACUGAAGAUGCCUAUUCAAAGUAUCUCUAAGGAAGAGAGAGUUACUUAUUGAAACAUUUGGGAUUGAUGAAGGAAAAUGACAUGAAUCAAUGCAUAAAGUGUGAGUAAAGAUAUCACAAUAGGGCUAAUUAACCAGGUCAAUGUAUUACUGAUAAUGGGGCUCAUGCACCAUAAUAUGACUUCACUAAGGAUGAAAAUGUUCUUAAUUGCGAAAUCUGA
Stylonychia lemnae is the source of this 513-nucleotide messenger RNA. The record is from the annotation of a GenBank genome assembly. Lineage: Eukaryota; Ciliophora; Spirotrichea; Sporadotrichida; Oxytrichidae.